Messenger RNA from Conger conger (European conger), 1961 nucleotides. RefSeq names its product ddb1 and cul4 associated factor 13 (gene dcaf13). Lineage: Eukaryota; Metazoa; Chordata; Actinopteri; Anguilliformes; Congridae. Gene Ontology annotation, molecular function: protein binding. Gene Ontology annotation, biological process: maturation of SSU-rRNA from tricistronic rRNA transcript (SSU-rRNA, 5.8S rRNA, LSU-rRNA). The transcript is spliced from 11 exons. The record is from RefSeq and is a predicted model, not a curated record. Gene Ontology annotation, cellular component: small-subunit processome; nucleolus. The coding region runs from base 139 to 1476 and encodes 445 amino acids.
CAACAGUGAUAUCCACGGUACAUACACGUGACUUCAAGCUGGAGACACAUGUAGGUAGCUAUGUUUUAGGAUUUCUCCCGUCUGGAUUAACAGCUAAACUUUAAACAUAAACUGGAUCUCAACGCAUGAUAAAAAAAAAUGAAAGUGAAGGUGCUGUGCAGAAACCCGGAUGAUUAUGUUCGUGAAACAACGAAAGAUAUACAGCGUGUCCCGAGGAACUACGACCCAUCUCUUCACCCAUUUGAGAUCCCAAGAGAGUUCACGCGCGCUCUUAAUGCAACCAAACUGGAAAGAGUGUUCGCAAAGCCGUUUUUGGCUUCUCUGGACGGGCAUAGAGAUGGAGUGAACUGCAUGGCUAAGCAUCCCGCAAGUCUGUCCACCUUGCUGUCUGGAUCCUGCGACGGAGAGGUGAAAAUGUGGAACCUGACCAAGCGGGAAUGCACACGGACGCUCCAGGCACACGAAGGGUUCGUCAGGGGCAUGUGCACUCGUUUCUGCGGCACCUCCUUUUUCACGGUUGGUGAUGAUAAAACCAUCAAGCAGUGGAAGAUGGAGGCCCCAUCCUAUGGAGAGGAGGAGGAGCCUCUGACCACUAUUCUAGGGAAGGCUGUGUACACGGGCAUUGACCAUCACUGGAAGGAGGGCAUCUUUGCCACGUGUGGCCAGCAGGUGGACAUCUGGGACGAGCAGAAGAGCAGCCCCAUCCGCACCUUCUCUUGGGGGGUGGACAGCUUCAACUCAGUCCGAUUCAACCCUGUGGAGACACAUCUACUUGCCAGUUGCGCGUCCGACAGAAGCAUCGUGCUGUAUGACAUGAGGGAAGCCACUCCGCUCAAAAAGGUAAUCAUGAAGCUGAGGAGCAACACUUUGUGCUGGAACCCUAUGGAGGCCUUUAAUUUCACCUGUGCAAAUGAAGAUUAUAACCUGUACAGCUUCGACAUGAGGAGGCUGGACGUCCCCAAGGUUGUGCACAUGGACCAUGUUUCGGCCGUGCUGGACCUGGACUACUCCCCCACAGGAAUGGAAUUCGUCUCGGCCAGCUUCGACAAGACGGUCCGCAUCUUCCCCAAAGACAGCGGCCGCAGCAGGGAGGUCUACCAUACCAAGCGCAUGCAGCACGUAAUCUGCGUCAAGUGGUCGCCUGACAACAAGUACAUCCUGACUGGGUCGGACGAGAUGAACAUCCGCCUGUGGAAGGCCAAUGCCUCUGAGAAGCUGGGAGUGCUGUCUCCGAGGGAGAAGGCCGCCAUGAACUACAACCAGAAGCUGAAGGACAAGUUCCAGCACCACCCGCAGGUCCGGCGCAUCGCCCGGCAUCGCCACCUACCCAAACCAGUCUACAGCCAGAGCAAGGAGCUGCGCGUCAUGAAGGAGGCUCGCCGCAGGAAGGAGAGGAACGUGCACAAGCACAGCAAGCCUGGAUCCGUUCCCUUGGUGACGGAGAAAGAGAAGCACGUUUUGACCGUGGUCAAGUAGACCGUCUCCCAUCUGCUAUAGGACUUUAAACCACGUUUCCAAAGACUGAGCAGAGCAUCGGUCAGCAUGCUGGAGCAUACGUGUGGAUGGACUAAACCUCAAGGAAAUAUUUAUAACCGCUCAGUAGAACACCAUAAAUCUCCACCUCUAAACAGUCUCCCAGAAUCUUUAUGUUUUAAUGAUGUAAUCAUCUCUAGAACAAUACCACUAUAGGCAGGUGUAAACAUGAACGUGGAUAUUUACUGAAUGGUAUAAUUUGGCUUUAGCAAUUAAUACUAUUGGCGUAUCAUUAAAACCACUUGCUUUUUGUGGUAAGAAAGGUGGUAAGAACUAGAAAAUAACUCCUCUUUGACAGCAGUGUAAUGUCAAGCCAAUCCAGAUUCUUUAUUCCUUGUGGUGUGAUCUCAUGAUGUUUAGCCUUGUUUCUCUUUUGUUAUAUUUUAUAUAUGAAAAGAUAAAAUGCAAUAAAUAGUGUUCUAGAGUAA